Molecule: messenger RNA, 957 nt
Organism: Mus pahari (shrew mouse)
Lineage: Eukaryota; Metazoa; Chordata; Mammalia; Rodentia; Muridae
Product: olfactory receptor 145-like
Exons: 2
Coding region: 22-957 (311 amino acids)
Biological process (GO): G protein-coupled receptor signaling pathway; sensory perception of smell
Cellular component (GO): membrane
Molecular function (GO): olfactory receptor activity; odorant binding; G protein-coupled receptor activity
Source: RefSeq, a predicted model, not a curated record
AUGCCUCUCUGAAAUGCCAAAAUGGGUGUGGAGAAUGGUUCUUUGGUGACCAAAUUCAUUCUGCAGGGAUUGACAAAUGAUCCUGAUCUCCAGUUACCAUUGUUCUUUCUCUUUCUGCUAAUAUACACAACAACAGCACUGGGGAAUUUGUCCUUGAUCAAUUUAAUUGCACUGAAUUCUCACCUUCACACCCCCAUGUACUUUUUCCUUUUAAACUUGUCCUUCAUUGACCUUUGUUAUUCAUCUGUAAUUACACCCAAAAUGCUGAUGAACUUCUUAGUAAGGAAGAACUUUAUCUCCUAUGCAGGAUGUAUGACCCAGCUCUAUUUCUUUGUUUUUUUUGCUGUUAGUGAAUGUUGUGUUCUGUCAUCAAUGGCCUAUGAUCGUUAUGUGGCUAUAUGCAAUCCACUCUUGUAUAACAUUGCUAUGUCUCCCAAGGUUUGUUCCUAUCUUAUGCUUGGUUCAUACACAAUGGGAUUUUCUGGUGCUAUGAUCCACACUGGAUGGAUGCUUAGACUGACCUUCUGUGAUAGGAGCACUAUCAACCACUAUUUCUGUGAUCUACUCCCUUUGUUGCAGCUCUCCUGUACCAACACCUAUGCAAAUGAGAUUGAGAUUAUUAUUGUAGGUGGGAUUGAUAUCAUUGUUCCCAGUAUCAUCAUUUUUACCUCUUAUGGCUUCAUUCUCUCUAACAUCUUUCAAAUGAGAUCCACUGAGGGCAGAUCCAAAGCCUUUAGCACCUGCGGUUCCCACAUAAUUGCUGUUUCUUUAUUCUUUGGUUCAGGUGCAUUUAUGUAUCUUCAACCCUCUUCACCUGAGUCUAUGGAUCAGGGGAAAAGGUCUUCUGUAUUUUAUACCAUAUUGGUUCCUAUGAUGAACCCCUUAAUCUAUAGUUUGAGGAACAAAGAUGUUAAAAUUGCCCUGAAAAAAACAUUUAGCACGAGGAGGUUUAGAUGA